CAUACGUCGCUGUUCGCCGUAGCCUGCAGGAGCAGACGACAUAGUUAUACCGCCGGGGACUGUGUCGAUUUUCGUCUGUUUAUGAGACUUUAUUUUAGAAAUUUCUUUCAACCAGCGAGCGAAUGAUCUGAAAUGGAUAAAGGUGUCUCGUGUGGUACAGUUUUUGUCGGUUUCUGUCAGAAAAGACCUCGUUUAGUUAGAUUUAAUCGGUGCAAAGAUCGCACUGCAAAGCACCCAUAAGCCUUUGCGUCUGGUAUCAAUUCUCAGUGUUAUAUCCUCGGUUUGUCUAGAGCUGUACCGAUUUUUAUAGUUACCUCUUCAUUUUAAAAAGUUAUUGUGCUCGUUAAAAUCGUGUGAAAUCAGAUCCUCUUUGCUAGCUUUAUCUUAGUACUGUCAUAAUUUUGGUAAGCGCGACCGAUUUCUGAUAACUAAAGUGGCGACUGGACCCACUACCACACAACAGCAAUCUUCAGCUUCAGAUACGGAAUCCUGUUGUCUACCUAUACUAAAUUGGACAAAUGUUAUGGGGUGUUUUGGAAGUAGUGCCACUUCAAAAGCGGACCAGGAAGAGACUAAAAAAGGGAAAGAAACAAAUAAAAAGAUAAACCAACAGCUGCAGAAGGAUAAACAAGUGUAUAGAGCAACGCAUAGACUCUUAUUGCUUGGUGCUGGAGAAUCUGGAAAAAGUACAAUAGUAAAGCAGAUGCGAAUACUUCAUGUAAAUGGGUUCAGUGAAGAAGAAAAACGACAAAAAAUAGAAGAUAUUAAGAAAAAUAUAAGAGAUGCCAUUCUGACUGUAACCGGUGCAAUGGGCACGUUAACACCACCUGUUCAACUAGAACAUGCAGAGAACCAGGCGAGGGUCGAUUAUAUCCAAGACGUGGCUUCUCAGCACGACUUUGACUAUCCACCAGAGUUUUACGAACACACGGAAAUCCUUUGGAAAGACAGGGGCGUUCAGGCAUGUUUUGAAAGAUCUAACGAGUACCAACUAAUUGAUUGCGCCAAAUAUUUUCUCGAUCGGGUCCACAUAAUAAAGCAACCAGACUAUACCCCCUCAGAGCAGGACAUUCUUAGGUGUCGAGUUCUCACCUCAGGAAUUUUCGAAACCAGAUUCCAAGUUGAGAAAGUCAAUUUCCAUAUGUUCGAUGUUGGAGGUCAACGUGAUGAGAGGCGCAAGUGGAUCCAGUGCUUCAAUGAUGUGACAGCAAUAAUCUUUGUGACGGCAUGCAGCUCUUACAACAUGGUACUGCGGGAGGAUCCCACACAGAACAGGCUGAGAGAAUCGCUCGACCUUUUCAAAUCCAUAUGGAAUAACCGAUGGCUCCGCACAAUUUCAGUUAUUCUUUUCCUCAACAAGCAAGACUUGCUUGCCGAGAAGAUAAAAGCAGGCAAGUCGAAACUCGAAGACUACUUUGCAGAAUUCACGCGGUACCAGACACCAAUCGACGCAGCUCCUGAUCCUUCCGAGGAGCCCCACGUCAUUCGCGCCAAGUACUUCAUUAGAGAUGAAUUCCUGCGCAUCAGCACAGCUUCUGGGGAUGGCAAGCACUAUUGCUAUCCACACUUCACUUGUGCAGUUGACACAGAGAACAUCCGGCGCGUAUUCAACGAUUGCCGCGACAUCAUUCAACGCAUGCAUUUGCGCCAGUAUGAGCUGUUGUGAUUAGCGUUAUCGGCCACCAUCUUAUCGUGCUUAUGCGUACCAUCUUCAUCGUCUAUUCCUUCAUUAUGUUGUGCGUCGUUGUGAAUGUGUGACACAUACGCGUUAGCUUCUUCUAAAUAAUCCUCCUCUCACUCAACUGACCUCUCUCAGUUACUUACUACAUCUUCUUGUGUGAAAUGACCACAACCAUCAUUGCUUCAAAUCUACACCACCUAACUUCUGUUCAGUAACUUCAUCAUAAUAAUAAUUUAGCCCGAGUGUAAGCUACCUUCUUUCUCCCUACCUUCUUCUUUCACCCUAUCAGAUGAUAACCUGAUAAACAAACUUCUCCAAUAUUCACCAUUCUACUAGAAUGUUCUCUACUAAUCUGUCAUUCAUCAUGUCCACGAAUCUCGCUAUUUAUAAUUAUUAUCUGAGUAUGAAUGAUAACAACUCUGUUCAACGGCGCCCCUAAACAUUUCAAACUAACCUAGUCAUAAUCAUUCUUUGGGUUUGUGCUUUCAAUCAACUAAACUCACUAUGCCGUUUAAUUGCUUGGCGUUUCGAUCACCUGUUUAUCUAAUGUAAAAUCAAAACUGCGCAAUCUCAUACCAGACUUUUCAGGUAAUCUAGUAAAGCCGGUAUUGCACUUGUUUGUCAAUAAUCAUUUAUAUCGGACCUUGAAUUGCGUGUGAACUGUAUCUGUGCUAAUGGCUCUUAUACCAGAAGGGCUUCUGUGAUGAAAUCUCCCAUUUGACUUGGUAAUAUUGUUCUAUGUAUUACAGAUGUAGUGUUAUUUUUUGCAAACAGUUUCGUAAUCUUUUCAUAUUUGACCAUUUUUACUAAUCUCAUUCCAAAAACUAAAACUGUUCAACAUAAACAUAAUAUAACUUAUGUUCUUGAAAGCGUUUGCUUGAAAUUUCUCAGUAAUGUCGUUGCAAAACUUAACUCAACCAACUAAUGACUACUCCUUGAUUAUAGUCAUCUUUUCAUUGUUUGUAAUAACAAUUAUAAUAAUGAUAGGAAUAACGCUAAUAAUAAACGUUUAUCAGGGUGAUUUAUGUAACUCACCAAUAUGGCUGAGCAAUGCUAAGUUUGUUGCAGUUGUGCCUGUAGCACAUAUUAGACGAAGCUCCAAAUCUGCAAAAUCUUGCUGUCACAUUUUACAGAUUUAUUCCAAGCCUUCACGACCUCUCAUAGAAAAUGGUAGAGGGAAAAGCUGAUGAGUAGGUAGUAUUAGGAUAUGUGUGAAACUUGCAGUUGGUUAGCUGUAUUUCAGCUGUAAAUAAUCGAAUUCUAUAUCUCUGGAUCAAAAUGAAACUUCAAAAAUGUAUCUUAUCUAGUUUAUCUGACACCGUUGUUAACAAAUUUAUUGGAAGCUACACAGAUGUUACUAGUUUAUCAACGAUAGAUGUUUUUGUUGUUUGAAAAAAUUGCUACCUUUCUGUUGAAUGGAUUCAUUUUUAUCGACGAUAAUGAAAUCAACUAAACCCAGUGAACAGAUUAAAGUCGGUGAAUUUUCAGUAGAAUAUUUCAUUUAUUAUCGACUAUCGAUAAUGGUUUGUAGAUUGCCAAGUUCAUGAUUUUGUAGAACACCUGAAUCAUUUUUCUCUCAACACUUGAAGGAUCCACAUCGAAGUCAAUCAACAACGUUGCCAUAUUAACGGUGUUUAGCGGCAAAAUGUUAUCAUAAAUUCAUUGAUAUUUGGUUUACUGCGAAAUCAAUCAAUCUUCAAUUUUUCAUCCGUAGGUGGCUAUUAUCAUCAUUUUAGUAAAUUUGAGAAUUUUUCAUCACCAACAGUAAAAUAAGUGUUUUCAACAUCAUACAAUUUUGUUUUGUUCGCCUGUAUCAUACAAACUUGCAUUUUUGUAUCUCAGACCAGACUCUUCACCUCUAAACAAGUUGUACUAGAAUUUGUAUUAGAAAUAUAGUUGGAAUAGCUUGACAUCUACGAAUAAAAUAAGGAGAAUUUUCAUCAGUUCUUUUUCGAAGUGGUAGCUGAUUUAGCAAAUGCAAAAUCACAACUAUCAACUUCAAAAGUUGAAUAACGAUAAAAAUGUGUCCGUCAUUAUUCUUCUCUUGAAUUGUAAAUUUAUUGAGUAAGAAUAAUUAACCGUGUAAUUAUAUGAAAAAUGAGCAAUGUAUUAACAGUCGCCUGUGUUGAACUGCCCAGAAAAUUCUUGUCUGUCUCCCAUUACCAUUGAAAUUACUGUAGGGUCAGGGUACAUAGAUUUUUUAUCUGUAAGGAAUUAAAUAAGUUCUUACCCAUAAUUUUUACCAUUCCAAAAUCUGUGUAUAGAAAAGACGUUGUGACAGGUUUAUUUUCAACUUUUGUAAUUAUGAAUUUUCUAGACGAAUCUGGACGAUAUCAACAUUGAAAGUUUGAUUGAAUAUUUUUACUUUUUUAUUCGAUUCUCUCAAUCUUCAAAAUACAAUCGUAAGGAAUUGUACUGAUUGAUAAAGCAUCACAACAUCAUCUUCCUUUGGAAGUUUGAUUUGAAAUUUUAUUAAUUCAGAGCAAUAUUAAAUGGUUUGAAUGUGUUGUAUGAAGAAAUCACAUUCACCUAUUUAUUUUCCCAGAUUUAGACACCUUUGCAAGAAUUUUUAAAUCUUGUUUUAGAUCACUUAUUAUUUUUGUUUUCGUCUGAAAUAGAUGAUUAUCAUACAUUCCCUGCUUCGUUUGCCGAUUCAACUAACAUCUCGUCAUUAUUAUCUAACAGAUCGAAAACUUGAUUUAUUGCACUUUCAUUUGUCCACAAAAUUCUGUUAAUUUUUAAAAUUCUUAAUUUUGAAAAAUCGAGAAGAUUUUUUACUGAUAUGGUCUAAUUUUGAAUAAGAUAUUUAUGAUCUGAUGAUAUUUGUAUUUUUGAGGAUCCUGAAUAUAUUAAAAGACCGUCAGAAACUAUAACCUUUUCAUAUGAUAGUAAAUAAAUAAUCCUAAAAGAAAGGUUUUGUUUCUAACCUUGUUCUAAACAAACUACCCAAACACAAAGAAGAUGAAAACUUUGAGUAAAUGAGAGUGUGAAUGUUUGUGUUGUGAGUGUGCUAGUGUAUGCGAGUGAGAGAGAUAGAAGAGUAAGAAAGAGGAGUUUAUGAUCAUGUAGAUGAUUCUAUAUAGUAUGUCUGUCCUAGAACUCAACAUUUAAAUUAGUUGAAAAUACAAAUGAAGGAAAUGAUCUAACUUUGAAAGAACUGUCAAUAUGAAGUAAAUGUCUUAAGUUCUAUAUAAUUAUUAUAAUCUGCAUAGAGAGUGUCCGUUCGUCUGUCUGUGUGUCUCUGUGGUUGAUUAUGUAAAUAAGAUUAUAAUGUUGAUUAUUUUUAAUUCUAUUUACUGUAUUAUCAAAUCUGAUUACAAUUUCAUUUUUCAGUAUUUAUAAUUUUUCUAAAUAGGUUUCUUUCUCAGGUUUUGUUUUGAAAGAUGAAUAUCUUGUGAUGCUUCUUUUCUAAUCGUGUCGUUGAAUUCGUUCCAUGCACAAUUGUUGAGAGAGGAGAGACAUUGAAAGUUAAAUAUUUGGUUCAGUAUAAAAUAUAAUCCAUAUAGCCGUAAAAAACGACUAAAAAAACAUCGGAUUACUCGUUGAAACGCGGCAAAAUCCUGAUGGAUAUUCUGUGUACUCCCACACUUGAAUCACGAAAAAACUGCUGCUUCUCCUCACCAUUCUUCAAAACAGAGACUAACUUUUAAAUAAGAUGAUUCUUAGAUCUGCUUAAUUGGUCUUAUCUUUCUUUCUUUGAAUAAAGAUAGACAAUUCUGCACAGGUUUACAUUGAUGGAAUUAAAAAAAUACUAAUUACAAUACAUUGAUGGAAUUAAAAAAAUACAAAUUACAAUACAUUUUCAUCGCGUAUUUUUAUAAAUUUUUUUAAACUUUUAACCUUAUUAACUUUCCCGAAGUUAAUCAACUUUUCGAUAUUGGAGAAUUUGCAAGCCUCAAUCAUCCAUGCUGGGUGAGGUGCCAUGAGGUGCGCAUGAGAUUUCCAUCCAACUUGCCUGAAGAAUCUGUUGCUCUGUUCAGCCAACCGGAGUCAUCUGGCUAAGUGGUCGUUUGUGAUGCCACAUUCUCUUUGGUUGUCACCCAAAGUACAGACUUGUCCAACGCUCCAUCCGUAUUCGACUUCCUUCUUUUGGGACUGAAAGAUAGAUCCAAUGAAGAAGCCAGAGAAUUUUGUUGCAACAGACAACAUUGUCUGCUCCAAAGUUCGACAACUUGGGCUGAUUUCAACGUGCACAUUUCAGCUGCGAAGUAGUCCAUUCUAUCCUCUUAUAAAAGGUAGAGGGUACACAGUAAUACUGGCGUGUCUGAGAUUUGCAAUUUGGAAUUUAUAGUCCAAGUUGUCGGAAUUUGGAGCGUAAAAUUUUGCCUGUUGCAUCAAAAAACACCGCAAAUUCGAUGAAGACUCUCUAGCUUCUUCAUUAUAUUCAUCAUUCAGCCCCAAAAGAUAGAAUCCGAAUACGGAUAGAGAUUUUGACAAAUGUGUACUCUGUGCAACAUCCAAAGAGAAUGUGGCCAACGUGCCACCAACUACCAGCGUGUCAGAUGACUCAGAAAAAUUAAUUGCCCUGGUGAAGAAGCUGCACAUGGAUGAUGGAGGCGAGAAAAAUCUAAAUAUUUUACCAGACAAGGGGAUUCUCAGUGAGCCAGCUAUAAAUAGCUGAUCCGUAAUUUUUACCACUUCACAGAAAUACUUUAAUAUUAUUUCAUUCAUUGAAUAGGCUCUAGUUUGACCGACAUUGUUGAAUCUAGAUUCAAAUACUGCAAAAUGAUUGUAUAAUCAAUAUUCAAUAAAUUAUUUCACCUUAUAAUACUGUAAUUAUAAAUUCUGGACCUGAAGAACUUCUUUUUUCUCUCUCAACAAAAGUGAUAUAUUUUUCCUUCAGCAUAAAUUCAUGGAACGAUUAUAUUUUUGUAUACUAUAAUCUUGAGGCGCACAUUUUCAUAAGAGAAAUUACUACGUACACAAAAAUGUUCAAUUAGAAUCCAAAGAUAUGCUGGCCAAGCGUAACAAUUGAUUUCUAUCUAUUUUCAUCAAAUGGCAUGGUUUUAGUAUCAACACUCAUACUAUCAAGUUUUCUCUUCGUUUUUCAAACCUUAAGAAUCUUCUGAUCAUUAUUGUAUUUAUUUAAAAAAAAAGUGAACAUCAUUUGAUCCUCCCUUCAAAGUAGAUAAGCAAGAAGCAAAACCAAACGAGAUGUUUGCUUCAAAGAGUCUCUUGUUUGGCAUCUACAUUAGUUUAACAACUAAGAUAUUAGUGAGAAAUAUUGUGUACUUAUAAGAUGUUCUGUCUCCUUGUAAUUACGCCUCAAUCUAUAAUUUUGUAAGUUGACAAAAAUUUUGAACGAGUGUUUUUAAGCUUGUGUAUUAAAUUGAUUCAUGACUUUGAGUGAUAUCUAUAGAUAAAUCCUGUAUGUAACUAAGAGUUUUAAUAGGAAAAUUCAGACAAACUGUGUUUCUUUUGAUUUCAUCGUUUAAAUGUAUUGUAUAUGGGUGUAUUGAUAUUUUAAACCAAAUCAUAUAAUUGUGAUUAUUACCGUAUUCGAUUUUUUUACCAAAGGAGCAGUUUUUUGUUAGUGCCACGAUAUUGUAUCUUGCUAUUGUCACCACUUGAACGCCGUGAAUUUGAUAUCUGUAUCUUAUAAUGUGUUUAAUGUAUUGUUUUGUGGUUACAAAUCUCGAUAGUAGAUGAAUAAUUUGAAUGCAAGUAUGCCUUACUCAGACCAGAAUAAAGUGUGUUAUAUAUAUAUAUAUAUAUAUAUAUAUAUAUAUAUAUAUAUAUAUAUAUAUAUGUAGAACUCCGAUCUGUUCAUGUACUAAUAUCUACUUCAGAUCGCCCAGUUUUCUUGCUCUUUUAAUUUGGAUUAUUUGAAUUCUUUUGAGAAUAUUAUAAUACGUAUAAAUUAUAUUUCUCUUGUAAAAGUAAGAUGGCGCAAUAUUUGAAUAGGUUCUUUCUUUCCUGUAAAUAUGUGUUAUUUUUAUAAUAUCACCAGACGAUUAUGAAGUAUAUUUACAUGUUCUCGGCUAUUCAAGUUUCAUAUUUUGUUGUAAAGUAGUUUUAUCUAGCCUUUUCAUGCGUGUUCUAUGUUACUUACUAUUCUGCAAACACCAAUGUAUGUUCAGCAUCAAAUUGAUUUGUGUCAAAGAGGAGUACAAACUUAUAAAGAGUGAAUUCUGUUUGUACAAAACGUGUUUCUGUGUACAAUCAUUAUUGUAAAUUGUCGAAAUGUGUUGUUUGUCCACUAACAUGAGAAAGUAUGAAUAAUGUAGUUUGGUUUUGGGCCUGGGCCUUUCCAUUCAAAUUACAAUGCAACCAUAUAAACCUGUGCAAUUUAUCUAUGUCCAUUAGUAGUAGCAAGAUACUUGUAUUCUUAAGUAGCCUGAAAUGAUUAAUGCUGUAACCUCUUUUAUCGGUCUCUCAGGAAGUGAAUUAGAGAUUUAUGAAGAUACCUUCUCAAAAGUCGGGGUUUUAAACGAAAAAACCUUAUACCUUAUAUAAUAUCGCCGUGACAUUUUUAUUGGCCAAACAUACAAUUAAUUCUUUUAUUUUAUUUGGCAUUACAGAGAAUUAAGAAAAAUAACAAUAUUUUACUAAAUUAUUAUUCAUUAAUAUUUGGAGGAAACUCAACUAAACUUAGAUUCGAUUGCACCAUGUUUUUUUUUUUUUUUUUUUAAUAAACCGAGAAUUUUAUCAUUUAAAUUGGAUUGAUUUACAAUGUUAAGGUAUUCUUAUUGUUGGGUUGAAACUUGUUUCAAUUGCCAGUGACACCCAUCAUUUUGUCGAUGAAAUCAAGAUUAAUUCAGAAUAAAAUCCAUUGACAGUUGUAACGUUCAUAUCGAGCAAUAGAUAACGGACUUUUCUCGGUAUCUCUGCACUGAUUUUGAUGGCGAUAUUAUUGUUAGAAACCUCAACUGCUUCACAGUAGCUGUAAAAAAUAGUUGAAUCAACAUGUUUUACUACUCGUUUAUAACAGCUAUCUUAUUUUUGCCAUUCACCUCCUGCAAAGUUUAGUUGAUUUUAAGUAUGGUAAACAAUAGCCGGCGUAGCGGUCACUCUUAUACACGAAUGAUGAAGAACUGUGGCAUAAAAUUCAAGAAUGGUUCUCGAUUAUAAUUAUUUUCAAGCUUCUUUCACCUUUGUUCUUCUAUGUGUAUUGUAAUACAAUUAUUAUUAAUAUUAUGUUCAUUAUUAUUAUUCUUAUUAUCAUUAUCAUUAUGGUCUAGAUGAUAAAAUAAUGUAAAUCUUCCGUUCUAUUCAUUGUUAUAAUUAAAUAAUUAUUGUUAUUUCAGGUGUGUAUUGAAUAAUUACUAUUUAGUAAGUUUUUUGUGAUAACACUUAAACCAUUUUGGAAGUGGUUGGUGAGAGGAAGGGAAUUUUUGUGGGGGAGACCAUUUUUGUAUUUUGCUGUCACUUUGAUUGUAAACGAUUAUUUAUCAUAUAUACUAUUAGAGGAAAUAUUAUACGGUCAUUGGUGUGUUUGAAAUUGUGUAGGAUAAUUAAGUAAAUAGGUGGAUGACCCUAAAAUUAUUCACCUUGAACAUCAUAAUCACUUCUUUUGAAAUCUAGUCCAAAAGUAUAGAGUAUAGUUAUUUCUUCAAAGCUGCUAAUCUAACACAGUUCUCUAAUAUUUCAGCAAUAAUUUGCUAUGCCUUUUACUGUACUUUUCUAUUGUCCUUGAAUCUGAAAACUAGGAAUCGAAAAUUUCCCAUCGAGUUACAGUACUCAAAUUUCCCAAUUUAAUUCUUCUUAGGAGGCGAACACAAGAACAUUAUAAUAUAUCAGACUAGUUGAGGUUUCUUGUGGAGCAUUUUAUGCAUUUGUAUCCUGACCCCGUUUCUCUAAUCAUCGAAACUAGUAUUUACCAACUAGUUGUUAUGAUUGUAACUGUUCUACUCUCUACUUUCCCUAAACACUGACUAUACGCGUGUGUAUUUCGAUGUAUUUAUGAACAAUGAUAUGUGUGUAGUUUUAACCCUAACAGACUGAGUAGGAUAUAUAAUAUAUGACCAUACUUCUUUCACGGUAGUGUCAUUACUUUGCUUUUAAUGAAUAUUGAAUGAAGAAUCUACUGAAGUAUAAAAACAAUUUUAAAUUUGGUGUUGUGAAACUAGAAUUUGUAUCCCAAUGUAUGGCUAUUCAAAUUUCUUAUGUAUAUUAAUGUGACAACCAAAUUUCGGUUGUCAAAUCUCCCUCACGACAACUAAAAUGUUAUGACAAAUGUUUUGACAACCGGCACCAGAACGUUUCCAAAGAGAUUCUCAAUACUAGCAAUAAUUGAUGCCAUCACCCAGACUGCCUAAAAUUUCUGUAUAAGAUCUCUUCUCUAAACAAAUAAUAUAUGUUGGAUCUCACCAUACAAAGAUAAAGAAACGGAUUGGGCAAAAUUCUAAUGAUCGGUUGAUCAAAACUGUUGUCCUCGGCAUAUUUAGUUGCAAAACAUGGACCAUCUCUAAUUGUUUUAUACAUCAAGGUUGCGUCAAUUGAUAGGGUUUCAACAUUUAAUUUUCCCUUGGAAAAAUACUUAAUUUUGGGACAUUAAGUGAAUUGAAAUAAUAUUUGAUAAUUUAGUCGAGCAAUAAUAAAUAAUUAAGAGAGUGUAACUUGAAAAAUGGUUCAGUGAUUAGCUUGAAAGGUACAAAUUAAUACUAACUUGAAGUGAAGUUUAACAAUUGCUAUGUAAUCAGUAGGUAUAAAAUAAAGUUCUGAAUCAUAUUUUUUAGUAUAAUAGAAUUUUAUUAGUUUUUCAAAUUUAUUGAAAAUAUCGGAGGAUUUAUAACGAAGGUUAGUACAAAUAUUGGAGGAUUUAUAACGAAGAUUAGUAAGUUAAGCACAAAUUUUUAUUAAACUUGGGAAGGAAAAUAUUGAAGAAGCAUUGACGCUAAGAGGAAGCACUAACUGCCUUGUUGAAUGUUAAACAUCUCCUCUCACCAUCCACCACCAUUUAAAAAUAGUAGACAUAUUUUUAAUUUCCGAAAAGAUAUGAUCGACGUAUCAUAAAUAUAAAUAUAUAAAUAUAAUAUAUCCCAAUACCUUUUGUUGUAAAUGUACAUACAUUAUUAUUACAGAUUGAUAACAAAUUGUAUUAUUAUUAUUAUUAUUAUGGUAAUUAUUAUUUUUAUUGUAUUUUUGUUGUUGUGAUGUUAGAAUUUAAUAAAAAUAGUCGAAAUAUGUAAUAUAUAUAUUAUAAUAUAUGUAUCUAUAUUAUAAUAUAUAAGUUAUGUAUUAUAUGAAUAUAAAGUGAAUGAUGAUUGAAAGAUCGGCAGUAAAAAAAUUGAAACAAAAUGAGAUAAAUUCAUUUUAUGAUAUUGUUGUCAAUACUAUGUUCAAAAUUAAUAAUAAAUAACUGUCUAAAGAAGACAAUUCAAAAAUAAA
Messenger RNA from Nilaparvata lugens (brown planthopper), 11011 nucleotides. It is a transcript of the gene Galphas, whose product is annotated as guanine nucleotide-binding protein G(s) subunit alpha. Gene Ontology annotation, molecular function: G protein-coupled receptor binding; GTPase activity; GTP binding. Gene Ontology annotation, biological process: adenylate cyclase-activating dopamine receptor signaling pathway; sensory perception of chemical stimulus. Gene Ontology annotation, cellular component: heterotrimeric G-protein complex. The transcript is spliced from 10 exons. Bases 524 to 1666 code for a protein of 380 amino acids. The record is from RefSeq and is a predicted model, not a curated record. NCBI's taxonomy places the organism in Eukaryota, Metazoa, Arthropoda, Insecta, Hemiptera, Delphacidae.